Molecule: messenger RNA, 865 nt
Organism: Cynoglossus semilaevis (tongue sole)
Lineage: Eukaryota; Metazoa; Chordata; Actinopteri; Pleuronectiformes; Cynoglossidae
Exons: 7
Coding region: 154-678 (174 amino acids)
Cellular component (GO): membrane
Source: RefSeq, a predicted model, not a curated record
CAGUUUUUCACCCGAGCGACAUCUUCUUGUUGUCGACAUUUACUUCACGUGAAAAGUUUGUUUUUUUGGGGGGGUACACCAGAGAGGCGAGUGUGAUGCCCACACCCUCCUGCUGUUCUCGACAUAUCACAGGCCUCCAAGUCUGAAGGCAAAAUGCAGACUGAAGGGUCAGUACCAACAGCUGGACCUAGGUUAAAUCAUCUUGCUGCCUGGUUCGACGGUGAAGUUGCAGCGGUGGUGACUAUUCUGUUGGGGCUGUUUCAGAUAGUGCUGGCUGUACCUCUUUUUUAUGCAGAUCCAAGUUUUUCGAAAUUCUUUAUGUUACCACUGGUCUUAGGAGCUUUGACUAUAGCAGGAGGGUCAUUUACGAUGGCUAGUGAAAGGAAACCCAGCAGGUCUUUGAUUCAGGGAUGCGCCUGCGGUAAUUUAGUGGGUCUCCUGGUGGCGCUGAUUGCCUUGGGCUUGUACUGCUACAGCUUCAACACUAUAAAAUUUGAAGAUGAGCUAUGUUUGCCUGUUCCUUCUGAUUACGAGGAAGGGCCUUAUAAAUGUCCUGGAGAAUUCCUUCGGGCCAUCAGCAGGAGUAUUAUUUUACUGUUACUGCUUGAUGCCUGUGGGGCUGUGUUUCUCCUUCUUCUCAUGUCUGCAUCUGCCAUUAGAGCACUCAAAACGGAGUAACUCACUGUCACUCUUACAAAAAGUGAUUCUGCCAAGACAGCUUAUAGGUGGCUUAUAAAAAAAAACAACACAACUGAUGGAUCAGCGCUAAGAUUGAGGAUGAGUUUGGCUAAGGCCACCCUCUAGUGGAGAAUUUGUGAAACGGCUUAAAUAGUCAUAAAUAUGAAGCUCCACACCGGAAAACGUA